AUGUUGCUGGGACGAGUGUGGCCUAUUAGCGUGCGGAUUGCAUGGGACGACUGCGGCGCGCAUACGCGUAGACGAAAGGCCGCGGGCUGCGGCCUGGUCGGAGAGUCGGCGCCUAGGUGUUUGCGCAUCAUGGCGCGCCAGGCCCUGCGGCCGCUGGGGUAUUUUUUGGAGAAGACGGGAGCCGGCGCGGCCGGGAUUGAGAGCGCGCGAGGGCACUGGCUCUGCGAGAUCCAAACCACGGCGGCAGAAGUAGGGGCGGUUGCGCCACCUGGCCGAAGGGUUGGGCAAUAUGAGAAAACGGCGGGGCCCCUGGCUGACCACGUG
Molecule: messenger RNA, 324 nt
Organism: Amoebophrya sp. A120
Lineage: Eukaryota; Dinophyceae; Syndiniales; Amoebophryaceae
Source: the annotation of a GenBank genome assembly